Molecule: messenger RNA, 6997 nt
Organism: Rhipicephalus microplus (southern cattle tick)
Lineage: Eukaryota; Metazoa; Arthropoda; Arachnida; Ixodida; Ixodidae
Product: protein FAM13A
Biological process (GO): signal transduction
Source: RefSeq, a predicted model, not a curated record
CGGCGGGCCGCCAUUUUAGAGCGACGAGGAAAGGCGAACGUGGUGCCGGCAACGCGGCUCUCUACGGUGCGAGGACGACGACGCGUGCUUCGCACGUCCAGCAGGUGCCGGCGACCAAGAUGAGUGUGUCUACAGACAGGAACUGUUGCUAGCUGACGGCUCCGUCCGAGGGAGCCGAUCGGAGGUGGAGAAGCAGUUUCGCAAAUCUAUAACCUAUUAUUUUCAGUUCCACGCUCGAGUUCCUCUCUUCCAACUGCGUCACUAAGCGAGAGACCCGUUGUGCUCGAGCACUGUCGUGUUCAGGUGACGACGUACAACACGUCAACAGUGCCAGGCCCAAGGAGCCACUAGAGUUCUAACCAGCAGUCACCGUGACACGAAUGCUGUCACUGCGGCUGGUCUCCUGCCGGUUCCUCAAGCAACCAUAAGAAGGGGACUACUCGGGACGUUUCAGUGUUGCCAUGUAACUCACUCAUCCAUUGUGCUUCACCAAGUGUGUUGUGUUCCUGUGAUCCGUUUAUUCAUCACCUCGUCUUAAUAACAUCGUCAUACUGAACCUGCCGACGACAUGUGCCUGGAAAGACUGAAUGAUCGAGCUGUACGAGGAAGACUGAGACAUGGAUAGAAAGAAUAAAAGAGGGGUCUGCAGACAAGUCGGGUGCAGUAGACGGCGGCUGCCAGGCUGGCCUGUUAGUUGGAACGUCACAGCUUGAGGAUGCGCAAACCCACUUUUUGCACAGACGUCACAGUUGCUGAAAUGACCUCAGCUAAUCAGAACAUAGAGGUGUGCGGGGAGAGCCGCAUGGAACGGGUGCGCAAGCUGCUAGGCUCACCGCUGGCCCGUCGCAAAUCUGGUACUUUGGCACUUCGCAUCUUUGGCGCACCCCUCGACUCUCUGGCACAGCAAGGCUCAGUACCAUUCGUUGUUGUUCGUCUGUGCCAGUAUAUAGAAAACACAGGCAUGGGGCAAGAGGGCCUAUUUCGAGUGAGCGCCAAUGCCCGUUUGGUCGAGAAGCUACGUUGGAGCUUUGACCAGUCAGGCGACGCACCUCUAGAGGCUGAAGGGGAUGUGACAGUAGCUGCUGCCCUGCUUAAGCUACUUUUCCGUGAGCUGCCCGAGCCUUUGAUGCCCACAGACAUGCAUCAAGCAUUCCUGGACGCCAUCCAGGUUGCGCUCACCGGAUCAAAUGGCCCCUUUGCAGUCACUGUGCAUGACCGAGAAGAGUGCACACGGCGCCUCAAAUGCCUCGUGGAGCAGCUGCCACCCAGCAACUUUGCAGUGCUCAAGUACCUGUGCCAUUUCCUGAGCCGGGUGGCUGAGCUGGAGGAGCACACACGCAUGAACCCGAGUGCCCUCGGCAUUGUCUUUGGACCAAACCUCUUCAGGUUCAGUGAAGAUCUGCAGGGCUUGAAGGAGCAGGCUGUCACCAACCAGGUGGUGACGUACUUCAUUGACCACUAUAAUUCGAUCUUCGAAAGUGAUGCGGAGCUCUCGUGUACAGCCGAUGCUACCAUGAAUAUUCAAAGUGCCAGCACCAGUAGCAAAUGCAGCGGAAGGAUGAUGCAGCCUCUUACUGUUGUUAUUCCUCCAUUGGAUGAAGCCAUGUUGGCGCUGAAACAGGAUACGCUUAGUGCAGUGCCGACACUCAUGAUUGACAGUUUGAUUGAUGACCGCUGCAACCAGGCCAUCAUGUACAGGGCAGCCAAAGAAGGAAGCUCAAGUGGAGCUGCCAUACCAGGUCGCAGCUGUAAGCGCAAGGAGCGCAGGAUCUCUGGCGAAGACACUCCAGCCCCACGAUCGAGCUCUGAGGAGAGGCCAGCCACUGGCCUCCGUGUCGAGCCAGAAUUGGCAUCUCGUCGAUGCAGCAGCCAUGAGGAAGUAACAACACUGGAAGCGGUGCACGGAUACUCUCCUAUGGCAUCUGGGAACAAUGGUCAAGCUGGGGUGUCUGGGGAUGACUCAAAUCGCGACUUGAGUCCACACCCACCGCAACCCAAGAGGCGUGAAAUCGAGACGCCAUCCAGCCCUUGCCCAGAGAGCUCACAAGAGUGGCACGAGGCCUGCCGGAAUGCAGAACGACCUAAACCGCUGCUUUUGCAAGAUGUUCGAUACCAGAGCACACGAGCCGAGGCAGCUGAAGAGGGCUCUGCAGACCGCCCCAUGGCGGACAUUGAUGAGCCCUAUCAUCCACCAUGUGGUGGGCGGGAGGCUAAUGGAGGCCCAGAGGAAGCAGAUGGCUCAGUACCGAACACCCCCAGCACUCUGAGCAAAGACAGCAUCCCACCGCUGGACCUCAACAGCUUCCGUGAAGAAGAACCUGUUCUGUCCGAACAUCGGUUUAGCUGGCCCAUGGUUCAGGCCCUCGUUGAUGAAGAGCCAGUAAUGCCAUAUCUCCAGAAAGCAAAUUCUUACGAGGCUCCAUUGUCACCCAGUGCUUACAGGAGCUACCUGUCUCAUAGAAGCCUCCACCUGGAUCCAAACCUGCCUCCAUCUCCUCCUGUUGAGCAAGAUGAGUUCCUGAAAUCGAACUUUAAAGAUGAAGAAGCCAGCCAAACAACUGUGAAGCAACUGUCCAAGAGAGUUCAUGGGUUGAAGAAGAAAGUAAAGCAGUUUGAAGAAAAUUUUGAGAAAGAACACGGAUAUAGGCCAUCUCAUGCAGAAAAGAUGAACCAUGCAGAAAUGAAGAGGACCUUGCUAGAGCUGAACAAGCUGCGAAAGGAUUUGAAGAAUGUAAAGGAGGAGAAUAGCCUUCCGGAGCCUGCCUACCUGAGCUUCUCAACAUGGGGUCGGGAAUCACUCAGAGGGCUGUGUGAUAUGGACGAUGGCUCAGCCAAGCCGACGCAAGUGAUGGAGAGGGCGCUGAAUGACACCCUCAUGUCCCUGGCUGAAAAGCGCAGGGCUGCCCAGCGUCCAGACAGUGUGGAUGACAUGACACGUGAGCAAGUGCUGGAAGAAAAGCUGGCAUUGCAGAAGGCACUGCUGCGAUUUGAGAGUGUGCACGGCCGGCCCUCUCGUCGGGCUGAUCGCAAUCUUAUGCGGCCGCUGUAUGACCGUUACCGAAGUGUCAAGCGCCUGGUGGGCAGGAACCCCCUGGCCAAGGGCAAGGACUCUGAGCUGCAGCCCAUCCUGGAGCACGUUGCCAUGAACUUCACUUCCCCACAGCCCCGGUCCCCGCCCCAGGAGCUCGAAGAAGUUGUCGAUGAUGUGACUCCCAUUUCCACGAUGGCACAGAAUGAGGCAAUCACUGAUGUGGAAGAGCCGGUCACAAGUAAAAAAGAAGUGGUUGAGCAGGUUCCCAUGGUCCUUGACAAGUGCAGCGAUUCCAAUCUGCAUGAGCUUCCUCUGGCUGAGUUGCUUAAACAGCAGCAGCAGUCUAAACUUGAAAAGCGCCGGCUUCGCAAGUUGCUGAGAGAAUUUGAAGAGGAAUUCCAGAAGCAAACUGGAAGGAAAGUGCAAAAAGAAGAUAAGGCCCCAAUGGACUCGGUGUACUGUGAGUACAAGCAUGUCAAGGCUCGGAUGCGACUGUUGGAGGUGCUCGUCUCCAAACAUGAACAUCGACGAGAGAUAUGAAUCUGGCAGACGUCGUCUGUGUGCAACCCCAUCCUUCUUGCACAUUGUUUUAUUUUUCUUUCUUCACUUUCUUAGAGGGUUGCACCUCCCCAUUGUAGAACCACAUGAUCAUGUGCUGUGGAGUGUGAAUGUGUGGUUCUGUGGCAGCAUUGUGGUCGAGAUACAGCAUUAGCAAUGUGCUCUUAUGGGCAGAAUCGUAAGAACACAGGUUUUUCGUCUUUCUCUUGUCUUAUCUUGAUAUAUAUAGUUUUUUUCAUACAACAGAAUAUGACUUGGAACAGAGAAAUAAUUCAUAAGUGCAUUGCAUACGUAGCCUAACUAACCAUUAAGCUUUCAUUACACUUUUUUUUUCUACUCCGUGGCAUUUUUAUCAAUCCAUUCUCUGUAGUUCUUAAAAGGAAUAGCUGUUUUUGUUUUAAUGCCCCCAGAGCUUUCAUUGCUCCGGAGCUUUUGUAAUGUGUGAUGCCACUUCAUAAUGUGGCCUUAUGGUUGACAAUUUAUUGAGGUGAUAGGGAAGCCUAUUUUUUUUUUAAGGUGCCCUUGUCGUAGUGUGAAAUCUUUUUAUGUCCAGCAGAGCUCUCUGCUUGAAACCGUGAUACGCAACAGAUGCAGUCAUCUGCUGCAUCUCUUGGAGUUGGCACCGUGUUCAUGCAAUUCAUGGGACGUGUUCACAACAUUGACAGUAGAUUAAUUUCAUCGCUAAUACAGUAAAGGAGGUGCAUGUGUAUUUAAACGCACAUGCGUCAGCCUCAAGUAGUGUGUAUAUUUGCUGAAGUGUUAUUCACAUUUCAAGUCAAAUAUACACUGCUCGUUCUUAGGGUAUGCCUGCUUGAAAAUGUUGUGUAUACAUUUGUGCACUUUCUAAAAUAAUCAUUUGUAAUAUCGUUGCUUGGCUAAAGUCGCACUUCAGGCUACACAUUUUAUUUUUUUUUAUUUUUAGAGCACUUAAUCAUUUUUCUGAGCAAUGUGAGCAUAAGUAUAGGAUAAAAAAAAGAACACUGUGUCAAUUCCAGCAGCAUUUUUUUUGCACUCAAUUUUGGUGAUUGCUUUGUUUUGCAAAUAGUUUGUUGUUAAACUUGCAAGAACUAAGCUUGUGGCAUUUCUUAAUGUUAGUACUUGUCAUUAUGUAUGCUUGCCUUCUUGGUUACCUUGGAUGCAUGGAAAUAGCGUGGUGGCCUUCUGGUAGCCUUUGUUCAGAGGCAGUGCUUGAGAGUCAGGCUGCCUUGGCCACCUUUUUUUAGCGCUUGUUUUGGCAUUGCAUCUUUCAAGGCAUGCCUGGCCAUAAUAGUUAUCAGACUUUGUGGUGUAUGGCAAGUGCCAGGUCUUCUGGGAAAAUGCUGGCCACAAAGACAGCACUGCUUUUGUUUUGGACGAUCGAGUGCCUUGAUCGGAUGGAACGGGACAAUGUGUUGCUUGUUUGCCAGGUAGCCAAGAAUGGUGUUCCUCUUCUGUUUUAUCAUGUGCGUCUGCUUGUAACUGUUUGGUAUAUAUUGUACCUGACAUAUGUGUGUGUAUUUGUCCACAUAGGUUACACCUGUUUUCUAGAGGCAUGAUAUUACAAGCCACGGUAUUCGUAGUCUCCACAUGCUAUGUGUGUAACAUGGUGACCGUGGCCAUGUUGUGUGUGUGGCUAGUCUAGUGAAACUUUCCUCACUUGAGUUUGUGAAUUCUAUGGACCCGGUGUGAUGCUAUGUUCUUGUGGGUUUUUAAAAGUCUUUUUAUAUUCAUCUGGACAUGCAGUUAGAGGUUUCUUUUUUUUUUUUUUCAUGUAUGAAGUGGUGCAUUGUCUGCAAGCAAGCUGUCAGAUGAUAUUUUGAGUAUGCAAAGUGCUGUAUAAAUAUUAAAUAUAUACAUACAUAUAUAUUAUAUAUAUGCAUAAACAUACAUAUACAUAUAUAAAUAUUACUUGUCCAAGUGUCCGUGCAUAGACUAAACCUGAAAUGUUCAUGGAUGACAGUAUUAUGUGUGAGAAAGUUGUUGGAUGAACGAUUCAGAUUCGUUAUUUAUGGUGGUGAAUGUGAUGCUGUGAGCAUUAAAAAGUUUCUAGAGAGUGCUUGCUGUUGUCUGAUUACACGACCUCAAGCAGGUGCUGGUUUGAAUGCCUCUUCGGGCAACAUUCCACCUGUUAUGAAGGUACGACUGAAAUCUACUCGUCCAGCAUGUUUUACGCGGGUGUCAUGCCAAGUGCUCUGCACGUUACUAUAAAAGCCAAGGGAAGCACAAGUGAAGUUAUUUGCUGACCGGAAAACGGGAAUGCUAAAAAUGAAAGCAAAUGUGAGGGAAAAAAAAAACUCCUUUAAGCUACUGAGUUCAACCCACACCAAUUGUGGGCCAAAACCUAUUUUCCAUGAGAACUACGAGAGCUGAAGCUGCAUUUUCUAUUCAUCUGACCAGCAGUAGGCUUUUCUUUAGACCAUUUGUUAUCCUUCUUUUUAUCAUUGCUUUGCUCCUAAUUUAACAGCGAAUCGCUUCCCGGUGCUUUUGUUGUAAUUGUCAGCUGUUGGCUUCAUAUUGCCACGACAAAGUCUGGUCCUUUAUUUUCCCUUCUCAUUUACUACAACAUUUGUGACAUGUAUGACUCCGUAUUAUAGCAAGUUUUUGUCUUGAUGCACGCAAUUUUUUAUGUUGCCCUGUGGCUGCAAAGUUGGAUGCAGGUUUUUCUACCGUAUGCAGAUUUACAAUAUAUUUUAGUAGAAACAUCUUGCUGACUUGAACUGCGUUGCGAUUGUGAUUGUACAAAGUGGCAAAACAGACCACGCGGACUAAUGUAGGCUUGCGUAGUUUUUCCCUGGAAUGGCUUGCAGCUUGCUGCCUCUUGUCAGUUGCUGGAAAUGUGUUACAAGCAUAUAACUAUACUUGUAGUAAAUUGCAUGUGUGUCCUGGUUAUCAAUGGUUAUCAACAGCACUUGUAUAUAGAAAGCUACCAAUCACUGCAAAAUGUCCUUUAUUUAGCUUUGUUUUUACGCUGUCUUGGUAGUAAUGAAUGUAACCGGCAUAAUGCUAUAGCAUAGAUUUGUACAACUUCACACUUGUUUCGUUAAAAAAAGGCUGGAGUAGAGAUGAAAGUGGCCAGCUUUGUAUGAAGAGCAUGCUAUAUUUGUUAGUGCUGGCACUUUUUUAUUAACGACCUCCUCCACACGCCUGGCUUUAAUACAUUGUACCUUCUGUUUUGUAUUCAGAUAUGCAAAUGGUGUAAGCACAACAUUUGCAUUGCUCAGCAGUGUUGUCACAUAUGGCAUUCGUGCUGUUGUGGUAGUAAGUAAUCAUGUGUGUGGUCAUGUAAAUGGUCAAAUAUGCUUAUGAUUAUUUGGUAGUGCACUGCAGUUGUGGGUACAUACUGCACGUAUUUUGCACUGUUGUAACUGCACCUUUCUUGGAAAUGCUGCAAGGAACUUGAAGGUUGCCAAUUAAACAUUUGUGAGGCCA